CUUCCCAUUUCCAUCUCAGCUUCCUUUUCACUCGCAGCAACCUUCGAUCACCUUACCAUGGCGGACAUGAAGCAGUCCUUCGAAUCCGGCCAGGCCGAGGCCCAGCUACACGACCAGGCGGGCCACGCCGCCGGGGCCGUCCAUGACACCGCCGCCGCCGCCGCCGACAGCGGGCAGAUGCAGGCGCACCGCGCCGCCGAGACCGUCCAGGAGGCCGGCGAGCACGCGACCCAGGCGGCGGCGGACGCUGCCACGGCCGCGGCCGAAUCGGCUGCAAACGCUGCCGCCGCUGCCACGGACGCCGCUGCUGACGCCGUAGGCGCAAUUGCCGGCGCCGCCGGCGCCCAGUAACAAACGUUAUACGGAUCUCCCGACCGCCACCUUCAUGUCCACGUGGAUGCAGAAAAAGGAGCCAGAAUUGCUGGGCGUAACGGCCAUCUACGGCAGCAAUCAACUAACUGUUUUCCGGUGCUUAUAUUUACCAUCGGGUUUUUUUUUUUUUUUUGAAACAUUUACCAUCGGGUUGAUGUUCCAUAAUAUCUUUGUUUUGUGUAAGCGCAAUGACUUUCAUCUGUUUGUUACAGUAUUUGUAAUGAAUGACUUCGGCACAAUGCCACAAGAUUAAUGCAAGUCCUCCAUAUA
This is a messenger RNA of Hordeum vulgare subsp. vulgare (domesticated barley), 642 nucleotides long. RefSeq names its product antifreeze protein Maxi-like. The record is from RefSeq and is a predicted model, not a curated record. The transcript has 2 exons. Lineage: Eukaryota; Viridiplantae; Streptophyta; Magnoliopsida; Poales; Poaceae. Bases 58 to 351 code for a protein of 97 amino acids.